Rhizoctonia solani is the source of this 1851-nucleotide messenger RNA. RefSeq names its product velvet factor. The coding region runs from base 1 to 1851 and encodes 616 amino acids. The transcript has 3 exons. The record is from RefSeq and is a predicted model, not a curated record. Lineage: Eukaryota; Fungi; Basidiomycota; Agaricomycetes; Cantharellales; Ceratobasidiaceae.
AUGACCAUUCGCACGAUUCGUCCAACCCCCAGGGCGGAUGGCAUUACCAGCAGCCGCAACCGCAGCCUCAACCGCAACCGCAACCUCAACCUCAACCUCAAGCAGCCGCAGCCGCAAUCACAGCAGCCGUACUACCCUCCUCCCCCGCAUGCGCAGCAGCAACCCCCGACGUGGAACCAGCACCAGCCUCCCCCGCCGCCGUACUACCACCAACCGCCGCCUUAUGUGCAGUAUCACCAGUAUUCGCCGCGGCCCGGCUACGACCCAGGAGGCCCAAGCGGGUACAACAAUGUUUCGUCUGGAUAUGCCAAUGGACAACAGCAGGGCGCGACUACCGGGCCCUAUCCCCCUCAGCCCCAGCAACAGCAAAGCAUGCCCCCGCCGACUCCGCCGAGGAGCCCUAGACAAGGGUGGUACCAGUCCCAGAACGCGCCCAGCCAACCACAGCAGCAGCCGCAGCAACAACAGCAACAACAGGGGUACUACUAUGACCAACAGCAGCAAGGCCAACAAUCGUACAGCCAGCAGUGGACCCCAACCUCCUGCACAACCCCCUCAACCGCAGCCGCCUGCCCAGUCGCAGCCCCAGACGCAUUCUGGCGGGUCUACGCCGGCCGAGAGUCGUUCACCUCAUCAGCCGAGACAGGAAAGGUGCAUUUGCCCCCCCUGAGAAACCAGUCUGGGUACCCGGCUCCUGCGCCUGCACCCGCUACAGCUGGAACGGCCUCGAAUGCACCGUCUGGAGGUGGAGGAGGUGGCGGUGGAUACGCGGAACCACGACCGUUUGUUGCGCCCGGUGUAGGCCGCGACCGAACAAACGCCCCGACGGCCGCUGCAGGAUCGUACGAGCCCCGUCCGCCAACCUCGUCGAACAGCUUUGACACCCGCUCGGGCCCAGGUGGUCCGAACGGGGCAUUCGACACCCGUUCCUCUGUCCCAGCACCCCCCAACUCGGGAACAUUCGACAAUCGCCCGUCGUUUGACGGUCGUCCCGGUCCGGGAUCGUUUGAUUCAAGGCAGGCAGUGUCGGCGGCGACUGUACCGGCAGUAACACCGUCCAGCGCGUCCUCGGCGUCGUUUGACGCUCGUCAGCAGGCGUUUGAUUCGAGGCACAAUUCGUUUGAUGGGAGACCGGGUCCGCCUCCUGGUCCUGGCCCUAGUCCCGGUCCUGGGUUCGACAACCGUGCGGCCGGCCCUGUGUUCGAUAGUCGGUCGGGUGCGCCGGCGUUUGAGAAUCGGGCCCCACCAUCGUUUGAGAAUCGGGCUCCGGGUCCGGCGUACGAGCAGCGAGGGUACGAGACUCGGACUGGAGCAGGUACUACUGGAGGAGGGUACGACGCUCGAGCUGGAGUUGGAGGAUACGAUACAGGCGCCCGGGCUGCUGGAGGAUACGAGGCCAGAACCGGGAGUGCAGCAUACGACGCGAGGACGCACGGACAUGGUCAUGGUCAUGGACAUGGACAUAGCCAGAGCCAGGGCGGAUACGACACACGCGGGUUUGACGGUCGCGCACCCGCCGGAACGACGUUUGAGAACCGGGCGCCGGGUGCGGGAGCCGCGUUCGAUAAUCGCGCGCCGGCGUUUGAAAAUCGUGCGCCUGGAGGAGGGGGAAGUGGUGGUGGAUUCGAGAGUCGCGCGGGUGGAGGAGGACCGCCGCCCCCGCCUCCACCACCAGGCAGCGCGUUCGAGAACCGUGCGCCCGGGAACGGAGGAGGGUACUAUUCUGCGCCUGCCAACCCGAGCUCGACGACAUACGAAACGAGACCCCCGCCCCCGGCUUCCCCUGGAAUUACCGACGUGAAGGUGCUGGCGGUGCUGCUGGUGGAGGACAGGGCAAACGAAACCCGUUGA